Molecule: messenger RNA, 1643 nt
Organism: Prosopis cineraria
Lineage: Eukaryota; Viridiplantae; Streptophyta; Magnoliopsida; Fabales; Fabaceae
Product: U-box domain-containing protein 4
Exons: 2
Coding region: 40-1209 (389 amino acids)
Cellular component (GO): nucleus; cytoplasm
Molecular function (GO): protein binding
Source: RefSeq, a predicted model, not a curated record
UUCUGAUUUUUCCUCUUUCUACUCUCUCACGCUCCUUCGAUGGACAUUUCUUCUUCUUCUUCUUCCUCGUCCUCUUCCUCCGGCGCUCUCAGUCCUGACGCUAAUCUCGAUGCCGACACCCCCCGGACGCCCCUUGCCGUCCGGGGAGCCCUCCAGCUCCUCCAAUCUAACGACCGCGAUUUCAUGCUCCAAGCCGCUCGCGAUAUUCGCCGCCUCACUAAAACCUCGCAGCGCUGUCGCCGCCAGCUCUCUCAGGCUGUUGGUCCCCUCGUUUCCAUGCUCCGAUUCGACUCCUCCGAGUUCCACGAAUCCGCUCUUCUCGCUUUGCUCAACCUUGCUGUUAAAGAUGAAAAGAACAAAAUCAGCAUUGUGGAAGCUGGUGCUUUAGAACCAAUAAUAUCUUUCCUGAAGUCACAAAAUAUAAACCUGCAAGAGUGUGCCACUGCAUCUCUGCUCACUUUAUCUGCCUCUGCAACCAACAAACCAAUCAUUUGUGCUUCUGGAGCCAUUCCUCUUCUUGUGGAGAUCCUCAGAGAUGGAAGCCCACAGGCUAAAGCUGAUGCAGUAAUGGCCCUUUCCAAUCUAUCCACCCACCCUGACAAUCUCAGCGCCAUUCUUGAAACAAAUCCAAUUCCUUUCAUAGUUGAUCUUCUCAAAACCUGUAAAAAAUCCUCAAAAACAGCCGAGAAGUGCUGCGCUUUGAUAGAAUCCUUGGUGGGUUUUGGUGAGGGGAGGACUGCCUUGACAUCUGAAGAAGGCGCGGUGCUUGCAGUUGUAGAAGUUCUUGAAAACGGCAAUCUCCAGAGCAGGGAGCACGCAGUCGGAGCAUUGUUAAUGAUGUGCGAAAGUGAUCGAUGUAAAUACAGGGAACCAAUCCUCAGAGAAGGUGUCAUUCCAGGACUUCUGGAGCUGACAGUACAAGGAACCCCCAAGUCUCAGUUAAAAGCCCGUAACCUUCUGCAACUACUGAGGGAAACUCCUUAUCCCAGAUCUGAAAUUCAACCUGACACUCUUGAGAACAUCGUGUGCAAUAUUAUAUCCCAGAUUGAUGGCGAUGAACAGUCUGGUAAAGCAAAGAAGAUGCUAGCUGAGAUGGUUCAAGUCAGCAUGGAACAGAGCCUGAGACAUUUACAGCAAAGGGCUCUGGUGUUCACCCCAACAAGUGAUCGGCCUGUUACUAACUGUGCUUCUGAAGUAUCUUCAAAAUGAUAGUUUGGGUUUGUCAACUCAACUAUGUAUCUCUUUCUUCUUUUAGUUCCACUCUCUUUCUCCUACUUGGGGCUUGUGAGAUAUAUAUUCUCCAUAGCAGAAGAAACAAAACAAGAAAAUAAUAGAGUAAAGCAUGCCAGUCCAGGCCAUGUCAGGUGUCGAGUGACUGGUAAGUUGUCAAUAAACAGAGAAAUUGUAAGAGCAAAAGAACAUGAUUUUGUAGUUGGUUUGUACUUUGUAAAGAAGCUGCUGUGUAUAGAAUAUAUACAAGUAUCCUUCUUUGCCCCAUAUUCAUGCCAAUGAUGCCAAUGUCUACAGCAUUUGUGAAAGCUAACUGCUCCGGCCGUUUGGAAUUGGUUCACAGAGUUGAUAAAUUGGCAUUUGGUUCCGUCCAAAUUUUAGGGGGAAUCAAAAUCAGUGAGUUGGUUUGAGUC